This is a messenger RNA of Caenorhabditis remanei, 924 nucleotides long. RefSeq lists its product as uncharacterized. The record is from RefSeq and is a predicted model, not a curated record. Gene Ontology annotation, cellular component: lipid droplet. Bases 1 to 924 code for a protein of 307 amino acids. Gene Ontology annotation, molecular function: oxidoreductase activity, acting on the CH-OH group of donors, NAD or NADP as acceptor. NCBI's taxonomy places the organism in Eukaryota, Metazoa, Nematoda, Chromadorea, Rhabditida, Rhabditidae. The transcript is spliced from 4 exons.
AUGGACCGAGUGAUCGACGGUGCGAAGAUGGUGCUAGGCACCCUGUUCUUCAUUGUUCUCAACUUUUUCAAAAAUAUCCUCCCCAACGGUGUCCUCCCCCGAAAGCUUGUCCAAGGAAAGAAGGUGCUCAUCACUGGCUCAGGCUCUGGUAUCGGUAGGCUAAUGGCUAUUGAAUUCGCGAAGCUCGGCGCUGAGGUUAUUAUUUGGGAUGUGAAUAAAGAUGGAGCGGAGGAGACGAGGAAGCAAGUGGAGGCCGUUGGCGGGAAUGCUAGCGUAUUUAUAGUUGACUUGUCCAAAUAUCAAGAUAUUCAUCGGGUGGCUGAUGAGACGAAGAAAGCUGUGGGAGAUGUGGAUAUACUGAUUAAUAAUGCGGGGAUUGUUACAGGAAAGAAACUCUUCGACUGCCCGGACGAGUUGAUGGAGAAAACGAUGGCUGUCAACACCAACGCUAUUUUCUAUACCGCCAAAAACUUCCUUCCCUCAAUGCUUCGCAAAGACCACGGUCACCUCGUCACAGUGGCCUCCAUGGCUGGAAAAACCGGAUGCGUCGGACUCGUAGAUUACUGUGCCUCAAAGCACGGAGCCAUCGGAGCCCACGACUCAAUUGCAAUGGAGAUCUUGGCACAAAAGAAGUAUGGAGUCAAAACAACCCUUGUCUGCCCGUUUUUCAUUAAUACCGGAAUGUUCGAUGGUGUUACGACCAAAUGCCCAGCUCUCUUCCCUAUCCUUGAAGCCGACUACGCUGUGGAGUGUAUCAUGGAGGCUAUUCUGACGGACCGCCCAUUAUUGUGCAUGCCAAAAGCGUCCUAUUCAAUUAUUGCUCUCAUCGGACUCUUGCCAAUCGAAGCUCAAGUUUUGAUGGCUGACUUCUUUGGAACAAACGAGUCGAUGAAUGAUUUCAAGGGACGUCCGAAGAGGGAUUAG